Folsomia candida is the source of this 764-nucleotide messenger RNA. RefSeq lists its product as uncharacterized. The record is from RefSeq and is a predicted model, not a curated record. The transcript has 3 exons. The coding region runs from base 125 to 619 and encodes 164 amino acids. Lineage: Eukaryota; Metazoa; Arthropoda; Collembola; Entomobryomorpha; Isotomidae.
CGACCGAUAGAUUUUGGCCAUUGUCCACUUUUGCUCGAGGAGUUGUCAUCCACUCUGGAAAGUCUCAACUUGGUCAUUCUCAGAUCCUGAUUUCUCAUUUUGCACACCUAUCCUUCUCAACAUCAUGGACAAGUGCUCAUCUUCGCUCGUCAUCGUUAUUGUUGCUGCAUAUUUUGUCGCGGCUGCAACGACUGUGAUGACCCAUCCCAACGGCCCUGCAACAAUCGACCCCACAUUGGACUCUGACCUGUUUGGGCCUAUCGUCAUUCGACGUAAUCGUGCCAGCCACCCACGUCAACAGGAUGUCCUUCCAGCUGGAGAGGAUGAUGUAGGGACGGAAUUGGUUCGCUCGGAACGAAACCUACUGAACGGGCUGUUACCCCUUCCAACGGCUUCCCUCAUCACGGAACUUCUCCUUUCUUUGAAUAAUCUUCUUGCUAAGUUGGACGUAACCGUGGUCCUUCUUCCGGCCCCAUUUCCUAUGCGUCUUGCAAAAUGCGUUCCUGGCUGCCUCCGAAACGCCGAUUGUCGUGACGCCACUACCAGUUCGGCCCACCAAGAUGUUGGAUCCCCGAUCAGUGCCGUUUUGGGCUUGCUAGGUAAACUUGGAGGUGUCUGAAGUGCAUCGUGUAGAAUUUGGUCCUAAAUUUCAUGUCGUUAAAUUAUUAGCUUUUCCCAAAAUAACUAGUAGCAUGAUUCCGCAAUUAAGUAAUGCAGUCAAAUGACACAAUUAAUAAGAAAUAAACUAGUUUUUAUAUAUCGCA